AUGACCAUAUCGGAACAAACCAGACGCACCAUAGGAGAAACUACAAGAGAUCCUUCAACGAAGUAUCCUAUACAAUUUUAUAAAGAUUCACAGCCCCAACCCACCCUGAAUCCCUCAAUUGUAUCAUAUCCUUAUGGCUACAGACUAAAUAGUACUAAAGGUUACGCGAUUGAUCGAAUAAAAAUCCAAUCAUUGACUAUUGAGAUUUAA
This is a messenger RNA of Entrophospora sp. SA101, 210 nucleotides long. NCBI's taxonomy places the organism in Eukaryota, Fungi, Glomeromycota, Glomeromycetes, Entrophosporales, Entrophosporaceae. The record is from the annotation of a GenBank genome assembly.